UACGGUAACGUGGACCCGGCGGUGGCAGCUCGGCCGGUGUCAGGUGAUCGGCGCCGAGGAGCCGCCGCCGCCCGGGAGGAAGAUGCAAGAUGGCCCAGCGGGGCCGUGAGGGGCUCCGCGGCGCCCCUUCCCCGCCCGCCGCCUGCCUGGCCGGCGGGAAGCGCUGAGGCCAGCCCCGCCGCGCUACAGCCCGUCCCCGGCGGCGGCACCGAGCCAUGGGGCUCUGCUACAGCCUGCGCCCGCGGCUCUUCGGCGACGCCGGCGGCGGCGGCUCCAUCUCCAGCGCCGGCGCCGCCUCGGAGCCCGAAGUGCCGGCGGAGCCUCACGCCGCCCCGCAGCCGCAGCCUCUUGGCGUCCCGCUCCGGCCCGGCGGUAAGCCCGGCGGGGAGGCGGACGGGCCGCCGCUGCUGCUGCAGAACGGCGGCGGCGGCAACGGGGCGGCCCCCGAGCGGCAGCCGGCGCUGCCCAAGGCCGGCGGCCCCGGCCUGGGCGGCGGGGGGAAGGCGGCGCGGCAGCAGGCGCUGCACCAGCCGCCGGCGCUGCAGAGGACCUGGGAGAAGCUGCGCCUGGAGGAGCGGGAGGCGGAGAAGGAGGCGAGGAAAGUCAGCAAGAGCAUCGACCGGGCGCUCAAGGAGCAGAAGCGGGAGUACAAGCAGACGCACCGCCUGCUGCUGCUCGGGGCUGGUGAGUCAGGAAAAAGCACUAUUGUGAAACAAAUGCGAAUCCUACAUGUCAAUGGAUUUAAUUCAGAAGAAAAGAAACAGAAAAUACUGGAUAUUCGGAAAAAUGUUAAAGAUGCGAUUGUGACUAUAGUUUCAGCAAUGAGCACUUUAAUACCCCCAGUUCCAUUGGCCAACCCAGAAAACCAAUUUCGAAUGGACUACAUCAAGAGUAUAGCUCCUCUUUCUGACUUUGACUAUACACAGGAAUUCUUUGAACAUGCAAAAAAGCUCUGGGAUGAUGAAGGCGUAAAGGCAUGCUUCGAGAGGUCAAACGAAUAUCAACUGAUUGACUGUGCACAGUACUUUUUAGAAAGAAUUGACAGUGUCAGCAUGGAUGACUACACACCCACAGAUCAGGACCUGUUAAGAUGCAGAGUGUUGACAUCAGGAAUUUUUGAAACAAGAUUUCAAGUAGAUAAAGUAAAUUUCCACAUGUUUGAUGUAGGUGGCCAGAGAGAUGAGAGAAGAAAAUGGAUCCAAUGCUUUAAUGAUGUCACAGCUAUCAUCUUCGUUGUGGCUUGCAGCAGCUACAACAUGGUAAUAAGGGAAGACAAUAACACAAAUAGACUACGGGAAUCCCUGGACCUUUUCAAAAGUAUCUGGAAUAACAGGUGGUUACGGACCAUUUCUAUCAUUUUGUUCUUGAAUAAACAGGACAUGCUGGCUGAAAAAGUCUUGGCAGGGAAAUCAAAAAUUGAAGAUUACUUUCCUGAAUACGCGCAUUAUACUGUACCUGAGGAUGCAACACCAGAUGCAGGAGAAGACCCCAAAGUCACAAGAGCCAAGUUCUUCAUCCGGGAUGAGUUUUUAAGGAUAAGUACAGCAAGCGGAGAUGGCCGGCAUUAUUGCUACCCACACUUUACAUGUGCAGUGGACACAGAAAAUAUCCGCAGAGUGUUCAACGACUGUCGAGACAUCAUUCAAAGGAUGCAUCUCCGCCAGUACGAACUCUUGUGAGGGGGAUCACCGUGGAACCUGUGGUUUUAAAUUCUUUGCUCCUUACUCUUUCUCUUGAUACUACCCCACACAGGGUGGAAGAAUAUACUAUAGAAAUGUCAGUCUCUUCACUUUGUUUACUUUAAUUAUUUAACCUUAAAGCUGA
Messenger RNA from Empidonax traillii (willow flycatcher), 1824 nucleotides. RefSeq names its product G protein subunit alpha L (gene GNAL). Bases 216 to 1679 code for a protein of 487 amino acids. Gene Ontology annotation, molecular function: G-protein beta/gamma-subunit complex binding; G protein-coupled receptor binding; GTPase activity. Gene Ontology annotation, biological process: adenylate cyclase-modulating G protein-coupled receptor signaling pathway. Gene Ontology annotation, cellular component: heterotrimeric G-protein complex. The record is from RefSeq and is a predicted model, not a curated record. The transcript has 12 exons. NCBI's taxonomy places the organism in Eukaryota, Metazoa, Chordata, Aves, Passeriformes, Tyrannidae.